AUGAAAGGUGCUCACAUGUUUCGCAUGUCUCUCAUGCUAUUGUUUAUGCUGACGAGGGUCUGUAGAGGAGAAAUUAAAGGGGAAGUGCUUACAUCAGAGAUAGAAGGAUGGGUGAAACGAGCUGGCUAUUGCCCUGGAACAGACAUUAGUAAUAUAAUCGGUAUAUCAGUAGAGGAGUGUGCUGCAGAAUGCAAAGCAACUCCAACCUGUGUGAUAUUCACGUAUCACCCUGAGACAAGUCGAUGUUUCAAGAAAAAUUAUGUUUGUCCAACGUCUCAGAUGGUACCAUCAGAAGGUCAAUGGGCUUCAGGAUUGGGUACAUAUCACCCUGUCCCUGAUGCAUGUGAAACUGCAAUGACAAAAGAUAAUCCAACAAUUGAAUUCUCUCCUUCGUCCAUAAAGAUAAGUGACUUGUAUUAUGGACCACAACAUGCAUAUAUUGAUGCCACCACAGUACUACACACUACCUUGGGGACAGUUGAGAAAUUUGGAGGUUGGAUGCCUGCAACAAAUGAUGCAACUGAAUAUUGGGAGGUCUCCUUUCGUGAACUGACAACUGUGGAUAAGGUUAUAACGCAGGGAGGUGAGGGUUCCACAAAUUGGGUAACUCGAUAUAAUGUAAAGCACAAACCAACCUCAAGUGAUGAGUGGGUGAGUGUUGGCCCAUAUGAUGCAAACACCAAUGCAGAGGACAAAGUUACACAUCUGCUUGUACCAACAGCUACCGCCAAAAUCUACCGUCUUGAAAUCAUAGCAUGGAAUGGUGCGAUUGCAAUGAGAGUGGAGCUGAUUGGGUGUCUACCAUCAGGAAGCUGCUCCCAGUCAUUGAUCAAAGCUGACCCUGAUGUCAUCCUAUCUGUUUCAAGUGUUGGUGAUAAUGAUCCAGUUUUAUAUGAUGCGGCACAGUCAAAGAUUGAUACAUUAACAACUGAUGACCAGGAAAUAUUUCGUUUAGGAGGAUGGUCUGCUGGAAUCUAUAAUCAGGAUCAAUGGCUUCAGGCUGAAUUUCCAAAGAUCAAUGUUGUCACAGAGGUCAUAACACAGGGAAGCAAUAGAAGAAAUAAAAUGAUUACAUCAUACAAGGUUUUAUCGAGCAUGGAUGGUGUGAACUGGAUUGAAAGAGAUAGAUUUUCAGAUCAAGAUCCUGAGAAGAUAUCUGGAGAUGACAGAUGCGGACCACCCUACAACAAUAAGGAAUGUGAUGUCUUGACAGCAUAUUGUUGCUCCACUCUUAACUGGUGUGGUUCAGAUUCCCAUUGCUCUUCAUCACUCAUUGACUACAGACAAACAGGUGUAUCAAGGAAAGGUGACGCAGACACAAAACUCUUUCACAAGUUCAGUAAAAGAUUUCUUGCAAAAUAUGUUCGUAUUGUCCCUCUAACAUGGAAUAAUGGUAUUGAACUCAGGGCUGGCUAUCUUGGCUGCGACUAUAGCAACCACAUUAACUUGAGCGAAGGUUUUGACAACACAUUUUCACCAGUGAUCCUCAACCGAAUCAUUGAUUACGAUCUCAACAACAACACUUGUAUGAACAUUCCUAAUACAGCUGAAGACCCCGGAUAUCUGAAAUUCUCAACUGAUUUGAACUUAGAUUUUGGGUCUGAUACAGAGUUUUAUGUUGUGUUGACAGGUCGAUUAGAAUGUGAAAGCCCGUACCAUUAUGUGUACUCCGUAGAUGUGGAUGCCCCAGCUAGUACAAAUCUUCACACAGGACGGUUUGAAAAAUGCCAGCUUAUUACUGCUGAUGCCCUUCCUGACAACAGAAACAGCUGUACGUACAUCUGUGGAUGCAAUCCAUGUGGCUACAGUGGUCUUGCAUUUUUCAAUCUCCCGAAAUCAAACACCUGGACAUUAUGUGAUGUUAAAGUGGUACCAUUAGACAUGAUCUAA
Messenger RNA from Owenia fusiformis, 1890 nucleotides. NCBI's taxonomy places the organism in Eukaryota, Metazoa, Annelida, Polychaeta, Sabellida, Oweniidae. The record is from the annotation of a GenBank genome assembly.